Pestalotiopsis fici W106-1 is the source of this 2553-nucleotide messenger RNA. RefSeq lists its product as uncharacterized. The coding region runs from base 1 to 2553 and encodes 850 amino acids. Lineage: Eukaryota; Fungi; Ascomycota; Sordariomycetes; Amphisphaeriales; Sporocadaceae. The record is from RefSeq and is a predicted model, not a curated record. The transcript has a single exon.
AUGUCCUCGGGCAAGGCUGUCGCCGGCCCGAGUUCGCCGACUCCCUUGGGCAAGGAGUCCCGUCGUCAAGACGCCACCUACGAGCGUCUUGACGACGAGGUCGAGCCCACCACGGCGGGUAGCUACGACAGCUACACGACGUGGAGCGGCCCGACGGCGGCUCAGCUUGCCAAGCGCAAGCGACACGAGCAGCAGGUCGAGCAGCGCGAGAUCAACCGCGCAAUGCUCCCUGAGCUGUACGCUGGCGCCCCCAAGACGCCAGCCGAUCCAGAGGCUCACGCCGCCGAGGCAAGAGCCGCUCUGGGAAUUCCUACUUUGGCCGAGUAUACUGCCCAGGCUGAUGCCAAGGCUCUCGAACAGCGACUGGCUUCGUCUGACACGGCAGCAACACUCAAUGGCAACAAGGCUGUGCCCGAGAAGAAGCGUGGCGGUCUUAUCUCUAGCCUUUCUCGCGACUUCAGUGGCACCAUUGGCUCCAUGUUCAGUCAUACUGAGCCUGAGCGCCGUGCUAUUGGAAAGCCGUUUGGUUUCCGUCGAGACGACGGUGCAGGUCCUGGUCUUUCUGGUUUCUUUGAGGAACACCGCGACUCGAUUGAGGCUUAUUCCCAGGCUAAUGCUGCGGCUGCCAACAUCAACAUUUCUGCCCCGGACAGCACAGUUGAGCAGAACAACGCCAACGACACCGAUGAGCAUAAUAGUUCCCGUGGACUUGUGGCUCCCCGUCCUCCCACACGUCGAGGCAACCGCACUUCCUUGCAAGUCACUAUUCCAAAUGCCAUAUCUCCGAUUGGUGAAGCGCACAUUCCCAAGAAGCCUGUCCGAAACGACAGUGAGGAGGUUAUUGAGUCCUUUGGUACUACAACUGUCAUCUAUGCCACUCCUCCCGACACUGGAGACUUUGCCAACCGUAACCGCAACUUUGGCUGGCCAGGCUCUGGUGGAAAUCGUCGCAACGGUGGUGGAAACUCGGGACUGGUGAACCUUCUUCAGAAUCUCAGCCCUGCAACAAUCACCAUCUUGUUCUGGAUCUUGGCAAUUCUCGCGCAGGCUGCUUACACCAUUGUUAUUGUUUGCGUCUCGAUCCUGGCCUACAAUUCUGAAAGUGAGCAACAGUAUGAUGAGGGCGCGCUUCGCGGCCUCGUUGCUUCCCUCAUUGGCAUUCUGGUUUUCGGUCCGCUAUUCGCCGUUUGCUAUGCCCGUCGCAUCUCCAACCGCACCAUCAAGAAGCACAGCAACCUUCGCAUCGAGACCAUGGUCUUUCGUGGUAGACCGGAUCAGUUUUUGUACUGGCUCUUUGUUGCCUUGGCCGAGUUGAGCUACACUUCAACCACUGCCGCAGUCACCAUCAUCACUGUUGCCUCGCAUGAUGGCCAAGACGCUUCUAACGGCACAAUAAUCUGGCUCAUGCUCUCGGUCUUUGCCUUUGCCCUAUUCGGCUUUCCGUUUGCCAUGAUGCACGCUCGUCGUACGAGUACCCGCAUCGUUCGUGGCCAUCGCUCUCAGCAGCGACACGACGAUUCGAUCGAGCUUCAGCCCGUUGGCACUCGCAACUUUUCGCGCCCGACGAAUGACCCCAUGCAACUGGCACAUGAACUUGAGGCUGCUGUAGGAAGAGACAAUGAGAACCUGCCUACGCCAGCGACUCUUCCUUCUAUUUACAGUCAGAGUGUCUUGGUCACUCGCAGCCAAAACCCCAACGUGCGUACUCCUGUUGCUGUCUACAAUGAUUUCUCCCAUGAUCUUGACCGCACCAUUGCCCAGAAUGAGGAUGUCGACCCCAGUGGCAUUAGUAUCGCCAUUUCCGACUCUCUCGUUGGUCAUUGCGAUGAGUCCUCGCCCACCCCAAGCAUCUCAUCCGGACUUACCUAUCACAGUGGCCGCUCUGAUCUGCAGAAGAUUGACAGCCCCUUGGAGCAAGUCACUCCUACCCCGAAGAGUUCUUCGACACCUGGAUCCGCACCCCAGCUCGAUUCCGACUACGGAUCAGUUCUGUCGGCAGAGCAAAUGUCCAUCAUUUCGAUUCCCACAGCUGCAACCAAGGUGCAUAUCCCCCAUUCUUCGGCCGUGGCCGACUUGUCGUCCUCAUCUGACGAUCGCUCCAUGGUGUCCUCCCCGCUGCGAACCCCUCACACCAAGGCAAGCGCCUCGCCCCAGAUUGUUUCCUCGUCGCCCUUUGACUUUCAGGGCGCCACGUCGAGCGUUUCCGCACACCACGCCGCCGAGUUCUCCAUCCCCCGUGGUGGUGGUAUGAAGCGCAGCAUUUCCCAAGCUUCGCUGGGCCGCCGCGACGAAGCUCUGGGCUCUCAUCCCAUUCCCGACCACUGGCGCCAGAUUGAUUAUGAUGCCGGCAAGAUUCACAGCACCCAGAGAAGAAUGAGCAAUGAGUACAUGUCUGGCGACCCCGGCCCCUCAUCUGGUCCCUUUUCAUCUGCUACUCCUCACCAGCGAGAUACAAACUAUGGCUUUUAUGCCAUGACACCCAUUGAGGAGCGCAGCGAGUCCGGCACUGCCCGUUCGUCUAUGCGCACCGCAAGCUACCGCAUCUCCCGCUAA